AUGGUAGUCAACGUCUUCAUUAGCGCUGUCACAACGGACACCUUGAGCAGAAAAGAUGCGGUGGCUUGGAGUCAUUUCACGAAGGUUGAAGAAAUGGCGAAUGGUGCCGCAUACUGCCAAUUGACGCAUCUCUUGUUUUCCAACUCUAUCAAUUUGCGAAAGGUGAAAUUUAACCCAAGGAGCGAACCAGACAUUCUCACAAACUGGAAAGUUUUGACAACUUCCUGGAAGGAUUUGGGAAUCGACAAACCAGUGGAUGUCGAAAAGAUGAAGAAGGGAAAAUUCCAAGACAACAUGGAGUUCUUGCAAUGGUUUUACAAGUUCUUCAAGGCCAAUCUGAAUGUGGAACCCGAAGAUUACGACGCUGUGGGCUCUCGGUUUGGAGAAGACCUCCCCGCGUUGAAGGGAGCUUCUGGUCCGCGUCCCGCAGUCGCUUCUGUGCGUCCAGUUGUUGCUCAAACUAUGAAAACGAAGACUACCAUGCAACCAGUUGCUCCUGUCCCUGCCACCAAAGCUGCAGUCGCUCCAACUGUUCGAAAUGGUGCUCGACCAGCGCCAGCGACAUCCGCUGGUAAUCGUCGGUCUGAAACUUCCCCGAACGAGGAACUUUUGAAACAAGAAAUCGAAAAGCAAAAAACGUUGGCUGCCGAGUGGGAAACGAUGGCGAAAGAUAUGGAAUCUGAGCGAGAGUUCUACUACAACAUGCUUCAACGGGUGGAAGCUCUUGUCCACGAAGCAGAUGAACUGAAAGCCACUACAAUCGAAGUCGAAACUUUGAAGAAAGUUCUGUACGAAGGAAAUGAAGAAACUGUAGAGAAUGGAGAUGACAACUCACAGCUCAAUGAGGCUCUCAAUGCAAAUCUCGACGACACGGACACCUUCUAG
Molecule: messenger RNA, 885 nt
Organism: Caenorhabditis remanei
Lineage: Eukaryota; Metazoa; Nematoda; Chromadorea; Rhabditida; Rhabditidae
Exons: 4
Coding region: 1-885 (294 amino acids)
Biological process (GO): protein localization to microtubule plus-end; regulation of microtubule polymerization or depolymerization; spindle assembly
Cellular component (GO): microtubule organizing center; spindle midzone; microtubule plus-end
Molecular function (GO): microtubule plus-end binding
Source: RefSeq, a predicted model, not a curated record